Messenger RNA from Eriocheir sinensis (Chinese mitten crab), 2179 nucleotides. RefSeq lists its product as uncharacterized. Lineage: Eukaryota; Metazoa; Arthropoda; Malacostraca; Decapoda; Varunidae. The transcript is spliced from 7 exons. The record is from RefSeq and is a predicted model, not a curated record. The annotation marks the transcript as partial. Gene Ontology annotation, molecular function: kinase activity.
UCUCUUCCAUGCCUCCACCAGUUCACGGGCAGGACGCAUCGGGGUCACGUGCGGCAGAGCUACGGCGGGGUAGGGCGCAACCUCGCGGACGCCCUCACGCGCCUCGCCUGCCGCCCCUUCCUCGUGUCCGCCGUGGGGGAGGACAACCACGCCCGCGCCCUCACCGCCCACAACCCGCGGCUGGGGUGUGAAGGGCUGGCAGUGGUGCCCGAAGCCUCAACAGCGGUGUACUGUGUCAUGCUGGACCACCGCGGUGAGGCACUGUUCGGCGUGGGUGAUAUGGCCGUCCACAACCACGUUACUCCUGAACAUGUUCGCCAGUUUGAGGAUCGCAUCACCAACGCUCCGCUGGUGCUGGUGGACGGCAACCUCUCUCAGCAUACCAUCAACUUCGUCCUUGACAUGUGCAGUGCUGCUCAUGUUCCAGUGUGGUAUGAGCCGACGGACGUGAAGAAGGCGGCCAAGCCCUGGGAGGGGGGUCGGGGCAGCGCCGUCACAUUCACCUCCCCCAACCUGAACGAGCUGCGGGCCCUCUGUGCCUUCCUCCACCUGGGCGAGGUCGGGGAGGCGCCGGCGAGGGGCGAGGACGUGCCCCAGUUUGUGAGGAGUGUCCUGCGCGCUGCCGCCCCGCUGUUGGACCACGCCGCGGCCCUCAUGGUCACGCUGGGCUCCCAAGGCUUCGUGAUCCUCCGUCGUUCUCCUGCCGGCGGGGAAGACGAGCCGCUGCUGCCGGUCCCGUCCUGCCCUGGGCGAGGCGCCGAGCCGGUGGGGCUGUACUUCCCGGCGCUGCCCGCCCCGCACGUCGCCUCGGUGUCUGGGGCUGGGGACUGCUUGGCGGCAGGGUUCGUGGCGGGCGUCCUUCGCGGCGAGCCUGUGGGGCGGUGCGCGGCGGCUGGACUUCGGGCGGCCGGAUUCUCCCUCGCUGCCCUGCCCGCCGUACCCGACACCCUCACCCCCGAGAUCCUGGCCGCAGACCCCCACGCCUUCUCCGUCAUACGCUUGUGAUGUAACGCUGCAACUAAGACUGAACUAAAGGGACCAGUGCCAUUUUUUAAGCAGACUAAAAGUGAAUGAAUAAGUCACUUGGUGGGAUUAUGCUAGAGUCUUCGGGUUAAAUUCUUUAAUUAACAUUCCGGGCCCAAGCUCACAUAUUUGACAGGGCUUUCAUAGGAGUUGUGGGCAUUUCCAGGGGUAGUUUAAUGACCCUGGUGGUAGUUUGACUCUUCCUCUGUACUGUGAACCUAAAAAAAACACCCAUGAUAACACGAUUGACCUCCUUUUUGGUCUUCGUGUGUGAUUCAUGGUACAGAGGAAGCGUCAUACUACCACCAGGGUCAUUAAACCACCCCUGGAAAUUCACCCUCAAGUCUUUUUAUGCUUUGGGAUCAGUAUAUAGUUUUGAAGGUCUACGGGUGUUGUUAUUAUGUCAGGGCCCGUCUCUUGUGUUAGCGAACGGAUAUAUAUUUACAGGAAGGGAAGCUUACGACUCUAGUGAAAGAUAUGUAAGAUUAUGCUCAGUGUGUAUCUCAGCGGGGCAGCCUAAUAUUACAUCUCGCUAUUACUUGGUCUUAACACAUUCCCUCAUUACGAAAGUGACCUCUCUUUUGGCCACUCCUCUCCACUUUCUUAUCGUAGGAACAUUUUUCUUUUACAUCAGAGGACACGGCUCAAGGGCAAUAAAAAGAGUACAAAAAAAAAGCCCGCUACUCGCCGCUCCUAUUGUUGUUGUUAUUUAUAUUUCCCCUUGAGAUGCUUCCUUUACUGUAAAAAAAAGUGGGUAUAGAAUUCAACGUGCCAGAUUGUCGUACUCAGACGUUCAUAUUUACCGACUUCCGACCCAAAAUCUGUCUCCUGGUCCCUAAUAACAAGAUUAAUUUAUAUUCAUCGUUAAAAUAGUUAAUUCCUGAUGUUUCUUGGCAAUAGUUAGGCGUCAGAAACCGGUAAAUACCAUGCUCUGAGUACGAUAUCUGGCAACGGUGGUAUAAAUGGGUACAGCUUCUCUCGUUUCUAUCCCUUCCUCAGCUUCCCACAAGUCGCUCUAACUAUCUUCCAUAUAUAUUUUUAAAGCAAUUUCAUGUAUACCUGUUUUUUGUUCAGUGUACUUGCAAAGGUUAUUUUCUGAGGUUUAGUAAAAUAUUGAAUCAGCGAAGUUGUGUUGGAUUUUUUUUAUUGAGCCGGA